Messenger RNA from Symbiodinium necroappetens, 2064 nucleotides. The record is from the annotation of a GenBank genome assembly. NCBI's taxonomy places the organism in Eukaryota, Dinophyceae, Suessiales, Symbiodiniaceae.
GAGCAUCACGGUCGGUACACUCGGCUCGACGCCGAAUUGGCGCAUUUCCAUGCCGAGCUUUCCUCUUGUGACUCAGUAUGGGAUACAGUCAUUUUCUUCACCUGUGGUGCUGCCGGAUUCGUUGUGGAUUCCCUCCUCUAUGCGUUCAAUAUUUGGGACGGAAUCCAAUAUUCAUGGAUGCUCAUGUCUUUCACAGGGGUCAUCUGGUGCUUUCAUCGCUCGCGCUGGUUUGGAGUAGCCUUUUGCCUGGGUUCUUCCGUUUCCUUGCUGUACAGAGAUCUGAAGCGUGGCGGGCAAGAUGACUGUCACGAUCAUUUGCUGGACGGAUCACUGACCACGGCCUACUGGUGGAGUCAGGCAUUACUCUUGGUACUGGGCCCUUUCGUGUUCUGGCGAAUGAUGGUUACAUCGAAAGCACUGGACCGGGUCUAUGCACCACGUCCGACAAUAGCCUGGACGACUUGGGCUGAGUUUCGCGAUGCGACGCGACGUUGGCUGCACCCAGUUCCUCGGCCUAACCUCACCUUGACCAUCCACUGCGAAGAGAAGUCUCGCCACGGUCCUCUCUCCCAAAGUUCCCAAGGAACUGGAGGUGAAACGAAGGAGCCCAUAUCCUUGGAUUUUUUUCCAGAUCUGGAUGUAGGUGCUGAGGAGUCGGACAUGUCUGAGGACGAGGAGCAACCUCUGAAACCGAAGCCUGAACAGGCAGAGCGUGACCGACCUGAACCCGAUGUUGGGGUGCUGGUUCACACCAGAUGUGGUGAUUAUAUUGACGUUCCUGAGAUUUACAUGGAAUGUGGGAAGGAUCCUGUUUCAAACACGGUGACUGUUAACAGUGACCAGUACAGGGCUUUUCGGGAGAAUUCCGAUCCUUUUUUGCUAUUCGUGUUCAACAAGAAGGUUCUCCUUUCGGCAGACAGGUUUGCACAGCGUCGCCGGCAGUGGUGCAAGAAUCUGCUCUUUUUUUUGGUGCCGGCUUGUGCAACGCUGGGGAUGAUUGCCUGGUCUCGCAACUCUUCGCUUGUGUCAGUUCCUGUGCAGUACGGGAGCCUAGUGUUCCUCAUGCUGCCAGAUUUGAUACAAGUUUGGAUGCAUAACAAGACUGCUGCGACGAGCAGCAAGGCAAGCCAACAUGGUUCGGCUUUGAACAGCACGAACUAUUGGACAGCGACAGGAGCCGUGCUGAAAGAAGGUUUCGAGUGCCUCAAUGCCAAAACCACUGUGGGGAGCAUUAUUGCUGUUUGGGACUCAACGUUCUUCUACUGCGGCUGCAUGAUAUUUGUCUUCAUUGGAUGCUACCAACUUCAUGCUGCAGCAAAUUCUUUGCGGGAGCUCCGAUCUCUCCUGCAUCUUCACGACCACAACAGCCCGAAGCUUCAGGCCAUCAUCCUGCACAGGCUACACCGAAUCCGUACGAGAAUCGUUCACAAGCGGCGGUUGAAGUAUAUUGGAGCAUAUGCAUUUCCGGACAAGCUCAAGCCGGAUCUGUCACUGGGCUGGUGGUUUGAGACUCGGGCGUUGAUCUUUUCAGACAUUAAUCGCGCUGUUUCCAAGAGGUUGUUGAUCUUGGUGCUUUGCGGGAUCGCAGAAAUCGUGAUGGUGGUGUUGACUGGCCUAGCUGUCCUGCUCGAUACUGGACACGACUUUGACAUCAUGUGCUAUGCCGCAGCAUUUGGUGUAUUGCUCGGCCUGAUGGUCGUGCUUUUCGCAUACCUGGGCAAUACUGUGAACGUGGAGUUGGGGGCUGGCCUCCAGGAGAUUGAAGCGACGCCAACGCACGAGCCAGCAAGUGGUGGCGAGUCACCGGGGUCACCUUUCAGAUCACCUUCCGGGCGCAGGGUCGCAUUGAAAAGAGGGAGGAUGGAGCGGUCGCCGGAAGCAACCCAGUGGGUGAAUGAGUUCUUGGACUAUGAACGGCUGCAUCCGCGACAGCUGAAGUUCCUCGGAGUGCCUUUCUCUUGGCAGUUUGCCACUGCCUAUGCGGCUCCCUUGGGGACCUAUGCCAUCGGAAUGAUCUAUUGGAUCCUGCAGCAGACUCUCACGGAUACCAAGCAUGAUGCCUAA